This is a messenger RNA of Neopelma chrysocephalum (saffron-crested tyrant-manakin), 6782 nucleotides long. Its product is annotated as arginine-glutamic acid dipeptide repeats protein-like. Bases 716 to 3757 code for a protein of 1013 amino acids. Gene Ontology annotation, cellular component: nucleus. The record is from RefSeq and is a predicted model, not a curated record. NCBI's taxonomy places the organism in Eukaryota, Metazoa, Chordata, Aves, Passeriformes, Pipridae. The transcript is spliced from 13 exons. Gene Ontology annotation, molecular function: transcription corepressor activity.
UCCGCGCUCCCGGGCUCGGCCGCCGCUCCGAGCCCCCCGGAGGAGGAACGCGGGGGGCUUUGCGAGGAUUUAACCCCUGCGGCACCUGCUCGGCAGCGGCUCCCGCGCCCCCCGAGCCCGGCGCUGCGCAUUUCCCUCGGCCGCCGCUUCCCGCGGCCGGGGAGCUGACCCCGGGGAGGACGGGCUGUGCUGCGGUGUCCCCCAGCUCCGAACGCUGGAAGUUUGACGUGGAAGGGGAUGCGGUCGGAAUUUUUCGAAACGUUUUAUUAAGGGGUUGAGGCAGUACGGCAAGAACUUCUUCAGAAUCCGAAAGGAGUUGCUUCCCAAUAAGGAGACCGGAGAACUAAUCACCUUCUAUUACUAUUGGAAGAAAACCCCUGAAGCAGCAAGUUCUCGAGCCCACCGUAGGCAUCGGAGGCAGGCUGUGUUUCGGAGAAUUAAAACUCGAACUGCUUCCACUCCAGUCAACACUCCCUCCAGGCCCCCCUCCAGUGAAUUCUUGGACCUGAGCUCGGCCAGUGAAGAUGACUUUGACAGCGAGGACAGCGAACAGGAGCUGAAGGGCUACGCCUGCCGCCACUGCUUCACCACCACCUCCAAGGACUGGCACCACGGCGGGCGGGAGAACAUCCUGCUGUGCACGGACUGUCGGAUUCACUUCAAGAAGUACGGGGAGCUGCCACCCAUCGAGAAGCCAGUUGACCCUCCACCCUUUAUGUUCAAGCCUGUCAAAGAGGAAGAUGAUGGACUCAGUGGAAAGCAUAGCAUGAGGACACGGCGGAGUCGAGGCUCGAUGUCUACACUACGCAGUGGUCGGAAGAAGCAGCCAGCCAGCCCCGAUGGUAGAGCCUCCCCCAUCAACGAGGACAUCAGGUCCAGCGGCCGCAACUCGCCCAGCGCCGCCAGCACCUCCAGCAACGACAGCAAGGCAGACUCGGUGAAAAAAUCCACCAAGAAGAUAAAAGAAGAGGUGUCUUCUCCUCUCAAGAACUCCAAGAGGCAGCGGGAAAAGGCAGCGUCAGACACAGAGGAACCUGACAGGUCCAAUGCCAAAAAAUCCAAAACUCAAGAGAUCAGCAGGCCCAACUCCCCCUCGGAGGGUGAGGGCGAGGGCGAGAGCUCCGACAGCCGCAGCGUCAACGACGAGGGGAGCAGCGACCCCAAGGACAUCGACCAGGACAACCGGAGCACCUCUCCCAGCAUCCCCAGCCCUCAGGACAAUGAGAGCGACUCGGAUUCCUCCGCCCAGCAGCAAGUGCUGCAGGCACAGCCCCAGGUGCUGCAGGCACAGAGCAGCUCUGGCCAGGCUCCUCCACCCACACCUCCCGUACCGGCCCAGUUACCGGCGUCGCUGCCCGCAGUGUCCAGCGCUGCCUCGGCCCCACCGCAGGUGUCCCCGCCAGCAUCUCAGCCCUCCAGCCAGCCCCAGGCCCCUGCCCCACCUCCUCCUCACUCCCACAUCCAGCAGGCCCCUGCUCUGCACCCGCAGAGGCUCCCGUCCCCCCACCCUCCGCUGCAGCCCCUGAGCGUGUCGCAGAGCCAGCCCAGCCCUGCCUCCUCACAGCCCCACACGCAGCCCCCCCUCCACAGCCAGGCCCAGCCUGCCCCUCACAGCCUGCAGGCACAGCCCCUCCUGCCCCAUCCCGUACCUUCCCAGCCGUUUUCCCUGCCUGCUCAGUCAUCUCAGUCUCAGGUUCCCCUCCAGACACAAGCCCCCUCUCAUUCCCACUCGGCUCUGCAGGUGGCACAGCCUGUCCUGCCCACGGCCACCUCGCUGCAGCAGGCGCAGCCCCCGCGGGAGCAGCCCCUGCCCCCCGCCCCCAUGGCCAUGCCUCACAUCAAACCUCCCCCUACCACCCCCAUCCCUCAGCUCCCCACUGCUCCAUCCCACAAGCACCCUCCUCACCUCUCUGGCCCGUCUCCGUUCUCCAUGAACUCCAACUUGCCUCCGCCACCCGCUUUAAAACCUCUGAGCUCCCUCUCGACUCACCACCCUCCGUCUGCACACCCUCCCCCUCUGCAGCUGAUGCCUCAAAGCCAACCACUGCAGUCCUCGCAAGCCCAGCCUCCCGUUCUGACCCAGAGUCAGAGCCUUCCCCCUCCUGCUAGUCACCCCCCCUCUGGACUCCAUCAGGUAUCCUCCCAGCCCCCCUUUUCUCAGCAUCCCUUUGUCCCAGGGGGCCCACCUUCCAUCACCCCUCCUUCGUGCCCCUCCACCUCCACGCCACCCACCAUGCCCGGCAUCCCGCUCCAGACUUCCAUCUCCACGUCAGCAGCCUCUAGUGGGACGGUGCCCGUGGUGACAGCCUGCACGCUGCCACCCAUCCAGAUCAAAGAGGAGGUCCCAGAUGAAGCUGAGGAACCAGAAAGCCCUCCCCCUCCACCCAGGAGUCCAUCACCAGAGCCCACUGUGGUGGAUAUCCCAAGUCACGCCAGUCAGUCAGCCAGGUUCUAUAAGCACCUGGACCGUGGCUACAAUUCAUGCUCAAGAGCAGACCUGUACUUCAUGCCUCUGGCAGGAUCAAAACUGGCCAAGAAGAGAGAAGAGGCCAUUGAAAAGGCCAAAAGGGAAGCGGAGCAGAAAGCCAGAGAGGAGAGGGAAAGAGAGAAAGAGAAGGAGAAGGAAAGAGAGAGGGAGCGGGAACGGGAAAGAGAGGCGGAAAGAGCUGCGCAGAAGGUAUCCAGCUCCUCCCACGAGGGCCGUCUUGGCGAGUCCCAGCUCAGCGGGCCAGCACACAUGAGACCUUCAUUUGAACCUCCCCCGACCACCAUCGCUGCUGUUCCCCCCUACAUCGGGCCGGACACGCCCGCGUUACGGACACUGAGCGAGUACGCGCGGCCUCACGUCAUGUCACCCACAAACCGCAACCACCCCUUCUUCGUGCCCCUCAACCCCACGGAUCCGCUCCUGGCCUACCACAUGCCCGGCCUCUACAACGUGGAUCCCACCAUUCGGGAGCGGGAGCUGCGGGAGCGGGAGAUCCGGGAGCGGGAAAUCCGGGAGCGGGAGUUGAGAGAGAGGAUGAAGCCCGGCUUCGAGGUGAAGCCCCCGGAGCUGGACGCGCUGCACCCGGCCACCAACCCCAUGGAGCAUUUCGCCAGGCACGGCGCACUGACUAUUCCACCCACGGCAGGACCUCACCCCUUCGCUUCCUUCCACCCGGGUUUGAACCCCCUGGAAAGGGAGAGACUGGCGCUGGCAGGGCCCCAGCUGCGGCCGGAGAUGAGCUACCCCGACAGGCUGGCGGCCGAGCGCAUCCACGCCGAGCGCAUGGCAUCGCUCACCAACGACCCCCUGGCACGGCUCCAGAUGUUCAACGUCACGCCCCACCACCACCAGCACUCACACAUACACUCGCAUCUACACCUACACCAGCAGGAUCCCUUGCACCAAGGCUCAGCAGGACCUGUUCACCCGCUGGUGGAUCCUUUAGCAGCUGGACCCCAUUUGGCACGUUUUCCCUACCCACCUGGGACCAUCCCCAACCCAUUGCUAGGGCAACCACCUCACGAGCAUGAAAUGCUCCGACAUCCAGUCUUUGGUACUCCUUACCCACGGGAUCUGCCUGGUGCCAUUCCACCUCCCAUGUCAGCAGCCCACCAGCUGCAGGCCAUGCACGCCCAGUCCGCAGAGCUGCAAAGACUGGCAAUGGAGCAGCAGUGGUUGCACGGGCAUCCUCACAUGCAUGGUGGGCAUCUACCAAGUCAGGAAGAUUAUUACAGUCGACUGAAGAAAGAAGGCGACAAACAGUUGUAAUAAAUUAUUUAUUUGUAACGCUGGCUGUGGAAACCCCAGUCCUUGGGAAGGAGUGGAACAUUUUUACAUACGAGAAGAGCUACAAAAGGAAAAGAAUAUCUUAUAAAGAUUUCUUUAUAUAUUUAAAACAGAAGCAACCACCCAACAAGUAGAGACUUAUCAGCAUAGUGUUCAUUUGUAGAGAAGAUUUCUCAAGACUGGUGUGGGUCUCCCUGCAUGACAACGUAUUCAGAAGCCUAUUGGAAAUACAGGACUGUGUGGAAUAUUCAGAGAACUUCCUGCAAUCUUGGUUUUUUUUUCUUUUUUUUCCCUUUUUUCUUUUCUUACUAGUUUGUUUUCAGUAGGUGCUAGAAUCAGGUUCACAACACAAGUCACUGUGCGUGAAGGGACACUCAAUGCAUCUAUAGCUAUUUAAAAAAAAACAAGGAUUGCAAGUAGGUGACAUAACAAGCUCUGAAUUCAAGUGCUAUAAUAAUAAAAAUCUACUUUUAUUUUAAUACAUUGUAGGAAAUCUUCAUAAUUUUAAAGAGAGCUCAGUUCUGCAGCAUGGCUUUUUAAGUCUGUAAAUAUUAACUUUUUUUGGGUAGAGGGGAGAAACAAAACAAAACAAAACUCCAGAAACGUUUAUCUUGAUUUUCAGUAACAUCACAAAUUGUGAAUUCCUACCUGGUAUUGACAGAAUACAGAGUUGAUUUUUUAAUAAAAUAUAUAUAUAUAAUUAUCCCUUUAAUUAAAGGGAGUGAUGGGUAUCAAUAAUUUCAAAUGGGUAAAAGCUUGAAAUUUGGUUUGAUAUCAACAAUAAGCAUUAAAGGGAUUUGCAGGGAUAAUGUUGCAAAUGACUGUUUCUGUUCUUGGUUUUUUUCGGUUGGUUUGGUUGUUUGGGGGUUUUUUUGUUCGUGUUCCAUCUCUCUGUUCUGCAGAUGAUUUCUGUUGAGUUGGGUUUCUCAGCAGCACAGAUGUCCCUUGGAACCAGCCUGACCCUUUGGAUCCCUCCUUCGGCGCUUUCAUUUUCAGUGUGGCCACAAAGCACUUCUUCCCUGUGACCUUUUGAAACUUAAAACCUGAGGACAUUGGGUUUAGACUUUAGGCAAAAAGUUCAAAGAAAUAAUCUGUUCUAAAGGUCUCUUUUUGAAAAUGUUCCGUGGCUCAGAGCAGUAGAGCCAGAAUUUUUUGUCUGCAUGUGCAUAUUUUGGAGGAUGUGCUCUUUCUGGCCUCCUGUUUGAGAAGUUCUCAAGAAAAGUGGACUAAGGCAACUCGGUGUCCUUAAAAGUUGUUUUGCAAACACCAGUCUGGUUUUUUCUCUUUGACUGUUUGAGUUUUGGUUUUAUAAGCAAAAGCUCUUUAACUGCCACCAGUGUUCUGCAUCUCAGGAACUUUUAUUGCUUUGGGAUUAACCUGAUUAUGGACAGUAACAUUCACUGGCUCCCAGCUGAUCCAUGUAGGAUAACUCCUGUUGGCUACUGAGGGUGGUGAGAGGAGAGGAACACACAGAAGGCCAGUGAGCAUUAUUCUGGAGACAGCUCUGCUUACUGGGCAGUUUUUAAACAUUUUUUCCCUGUUUUGCCACUUUUUUCUUUGCCAGAGCAGAGGGUGACGUGACCAAUGGACAUCUGAACGUGCUGGUCAUUUUUUUUUCUGCUGGUGCACAACUUCCCCCCAUUCUCUCUCUCAGCUCAUGAGUGCUCUCUCUCUGCUGUUGUAGCCUGUUCAGUGUGAUGGUUGUGUCCUAGGACUGUUCUGAGCCACCUGUGAUAAACUUGUAGUUAAUCAGUUGUUCUGAUGGAAGGUGUGGCAGGCACAGUGCUCACCCACCUCCUGCACCUCAAACCUGCCCGAAGGUUGGUGUUGGACAGUCAGUGACAGCAAUUUAAAUUAAAUUUAUGCGCCUCUUCCGGGCUCACUUAAGGCAAGAGUGAGGAGAGAGAGAGGAGGACUAUUUCAGCUAAUGCUGAUCUCCUUUUUCUGCCCUCCAUUCCAGAUUUCUCAGUGCUAAAGAACUGCAGUAACACUUACCCAGUUGCAGCUGCUCUGUUUGAACUCUGUGUGGAGGUUUGAGGAGGAGCAGCUGGUGUUCCUGAGACUGGCAAACCCUGAGGUCAGUGUGGAAUCAAGGAAAGUGAAGUGUUCAGUUGAUGUGGGCAGUGAUCAGGUGAAAUGUUUUCCUUCUGAGCACAGUUUUUUACUUUUGCUCAGAGCUGAGUACCCAGGAAGAGGGGUCUGCUCAGCAGAGGGUGCCUCAGUUUGCUUUACAGGGCUGAUGAGGCACAUUUCAGUUCAAUCUCUGCCCUCAUUUUUUUUAUACCAUGUGGAAUUUGGGGGAGUUCAGCCACUUCAGCCAUUUCUUCUGACCCUUCUCUUUGCUGAUUUUUAGCCAUAGUUCUAAGAAAAACCUAAUUGCCUCCAGUGGUCCUCUCUCUGUAUUCCUUACUUUUUCAGCUGAAGUUGGCAGUCUGUUCAAAUUUAUUGGGUUUUUUUCCACAGAAAAGCAUUCUAAUAAUUUAAGGGAGUUCUUUUAUUCACAUCAUUCAGCAAAUAAGCACUGAAAUUCUUCCAUUUCAGCCCAGUGAUUAACUACAACUUCACAUGCAGUGGCUUUUGAAGCCAUCUCGGUGUUCGAUGCCCUGUUAAAAAACAACCCAGACCUUUUUGGUUUUCUUUUAAGAAAUCUCUCUCUUUCCUUUUUUUUUUUUAAUUUUCCUCUGUUCUGAAAGUUUUAUUUUUCAGACUUUGCUUUAGUGUUUUUGAAACGUCUCUCUCUUGUUCUAUGUCGUCAUGGUUGAGCUUGUUUCACUGCACCGUUAAAGCAGAGUGUACAUUCUGACUGCUACAUUUAUAUAUAUCUUGAAGCUUAAUGUAUAUAUGAGUAGUUUGCCAUGGGAUAACACAGUGUAAACAGAGUAGAAACCCAGAAAUCGUGACUUCUGUGUUCUCUCCAUUUGAGUAUUUUGUAAUUUUUUUGAAAUAUUUGUGGACAUAAAUAAAACCAAGCUACACUACAGCAGCCAGGUUUUGCCUGCAAGCGAAA